AUGGAUCUGGCGGAGGGCUCCACGGACCCUUCCGCGGAGCCCGCGGAGGGGCCCGCAGAACUGGCGGAAGGCCUGGCGGAAGGUUUGGCGGAAGGCGGAACUGGCGCUACGGACGGAGGGUUGGAUUCAGAUGUUGUGGGGGGAGCGGAAUCGGCGGGAGAAGGGGGGAACGCGGAUACAGUGGGGGAAAGGGGCGCGGGGGAGGGUGGGGGAGGGGCGGAAGCAAGUGAGGGGAAGGGCGCGGGAGUGGGCGGAUCUCCCCCAAUGCAGCGGUUGGGGGAAGUGGUGGCAGCAGGGGCGGAAGACGUUCUGGCGGAGGGGCAAGGGGAAGGCGCGUUUGCGGAAGGGGAAGGGGAAGGGGAAGGGUCUGGUUUGGGGGGAAUUGAAAAAGUGGCCGGAGAGGCGACAAUAGACGGUGGGGACAUUAAGGGGGGAGAUAGAGGAGAUGUUGCUCCUGCGAGUGGGUGUGGAGUGGAUCAGGGGGGAGUGGGGGAAGAGGGAGGAGGAGAGGAGGAGCAGAGAGGAGGGGGAGGAAAAGGUCAAGACGAGAAAGGGGGAGAUGAGAUGGCGGACGGGGAGAAAGGGGAUGAAAAGAAGGGGGAUGAGGAGACGGGGAAAGAGGAUGAGGGUGAGGGGAAGAAGUUGGAAGGGGAGAAGGGGGAAGAGGAGAAGGCGGGAGAGGAUACGGGGGAAGAGGAGAAUGGGGGAGAAGAUAAGGGGGAAGAGGAUAAGGGGGAAGAGGAGAAUGGGGGAGAAGAUAAGGGGGAAGAGGAUAAGGGGAGAAAACUGACGGGUGAAUUGGAGGAUGGGGAUGAGGAGAUGAAGGAAGCGGAGUCAGGAAGCGGGGAGAAGGGGGAAGAAGUGACAGGAAGAGAGAAGGGGGGGGAAGAGGAGACAGGAAGAGAGGCGAGGGGGGAAGAAGAGAAGGGGGACGAGGGGAUGGAAAUAGGGGCAAUGGGGGAAGAGGAGAAAAGGGGAGAGGGGCAACAUGAGGAGGAGGGGGCAGCAGCAGCAGCUGACGAAAACACUCAGCUCUCCCUCCUCCAAUCGCAGCGCGACUGCUUCGCCACGCUGGCGGCCGACCAGCAACUCACGGACCGCCAGCUGGCGGGCCUUUUCCCGCCGCAGCUGGUGCGUCAGAAGGUCGAGGCGCUCAGGAGGAUAAGGCGGGCGGCAGAGGAGAGAGUGAGAGUGGGGAGGGAGAUGGUGAGAGAGGGGGAGUGGGGGAAGCUUGUGGAGGAAGGGGAGAAGGAGGAGAGUGAGAAAUUGGAAGAGAGGAUUGCGAAGUUGGAAUCCUUGCUGGCGGUGGUGCAAGCGCCAGCUGUCAGGAGAUCAUUGGAGAUCCAGCUCAGGUGCCUGAAGCUUCGUGGGUUGCAGAGGAAGGUUCGUUUCGAGGUGCUUGCUGAGAAGAGGAUCGCUGACUGGGCGGUGGGCGGCGCGGUGACUGGUCGUUCGGUGAACGGGCACGCUGAUGUGGCAGAUGCUGACGUGGCGCGUCCGGAGCUGGCUGAUGACGAAUCGGAUAUGGUCAAAAUCGUAGAAGAUGACGUGGCGGUGGAAAGUGGGCGGGUGGGGAAGAAAUGGAGAGCAGUUGAAAGUGAGUGUGAGAUAGAGGUAGUGGGAGAGGGGGAUGAGAGUGAGAAAGUGGAUAAGGAGAGAGAGGAGCGAGUGAAAAAGGAGGAGGAGCAAAUCAUGAAGGCCAACGUGGCACACGGGCGGCACCAGCUGCUGCUGGACUGGAGCCUGCUGCGUCUGACGCAUGCUGACGUGGAACGCGCGCUGCUGAGGUGGCAGCUGCCACCUGGCAUGAAACCGUCCGAGGAGGAGGUGGAGGCUGAGGUGGAAGACUUGUGGGACGAGGAUUAUUAUGAGGAGGGGUUAGGGUUUGAGAUAGAGGCGAGGAAGAGAGAUGCUGCAGCGGCGGCGGCGGCGGCUGCUAGGGCUGCUGGUGGUGGGGUUGGUGUUGCCGGGAUUGGCGUUGGUGGGGUUCUGGAUCUGGAUUUUGAAGCUUCAGAGGCCAUUGAGGCGGCUCGAAGAGCGCGUCGGGCGGCAGACUCUGCAGAAUCCGCUGCCCGGUUCUUCGCUGACGUGGCACAGGCAGGGCGCGACAUGUCAGCGGCCAGCCUGGCGGAGCAGCGGCGGCGGAAGCAGCGGAGCGACGGCGUGCUGACGUGGCACGCGCGUCAGAAGCAGCGCGCGUCGCGGGCCGAGCGAAUGCGAGUGCAGGCUCUUAAAGCCGGGGACCAGGAGGCGUACUUUAAAUUAGUGGAGGAGAGUAAGAACGAGAGGUUGCAUACUCUUUUAGGGAAAACGGAUGAGCUUUUACAGAGGCUGGGGGCUAUGGUACAGAAGCAGAAAGACGCUGGUGGUGGGGUUGGUGGUGGGGAUGGUGGUUGGGGAGGUGGUGGGGGAGGUGGUGGGGGAGGUGGUGGGGGGGGUGGAUUGGGGGUUGAUGCUGCUGUGACAGCAGACCGAGGUGUGGAGGGGAGGGCAGCAGCAGAAGCAGAUGGGGGAGCAGGAGGGGAGGGAGGGGGGGCAGGGGAGGGGCAGGAGGGGCAGCAGGAGGGAGCAGGGCAGUCGAAGCGUGAUUUAAUGGAGGGGCAGAGGCGGUAUGACCGAGCAGUGCAUUCGAUCGAAGAGAAGGUGACGGAACAGCCCUCGUUAUUGUCACCCGGGCGGCAGCUUCGGCAGUACCAGAUGGAAGGGCUACAGUGGAUGGUCUCCCUUUAUAAUAACAAUUUGAACGGGAUUUUGGCGGACGAAAUGGGGCUCGGGAAAACGAUACAAACGAUCGCGUUUAUCGCGUUUAUGGCGGAGAAAAAGGGGGAUUAUGGACCGCACUUGGUGUUGGCUCCCAAGGCUGUGCUUCCGAACUGGGGAGUGGAGUUCGCGGCGUGGUUUCCCACUUGCAGUGUUGUGAUGGAUAAGGCGUUCCUAAAAAAGAUUAAGUGGCACUAUGUGAUAGUAGACGAGGGUCACCGGCUUAAGAACCACGAUUCUGUACUUAGUAAAACGCUGGUGGCGGGCUACUCGAUCCGGAAAAGACUUUUGCUGACGGGGACGCCGAUUCAGAACAGCCUGGGGGAGCUCUGGGCGCUGCUGAAUUUUCUUCUGCCCGCGAUUUUCAACUCGAGCGAUAAUUUCGAGGACUGGUUCAAUGCGCCGUUUGCGGAUAAGUGCGAUGUGUCUCUGAACGAGGAGGAGCAGCUGCUGGUGAUUCGGAGGCUGCACCAGGUCAUCCGGCCUUUCAUCCUGCGUCGAAAGAAGUCAGAGGUCGAGAAAUUCCUCCCGCAGAAGCGCCAAGUCAUUCUCAAGUGCGACAUGUCCGCCUGGCAGCGCGAGUACUACUCCCAAAUCGUCUCCGCUGGCUGCGUCGGCCUGGACGACAGCGGGGGAGGAGGCAAAUCAAGAGCGCUUCAGAACACAGCCAUGCAGCUCCGCAAGUGCUGCAACCACCCCUACCUCUUUCUUCUAGACGCACUCGACCACCCCUACCAGCCGAAUUCCCCCAACGAGCGCGUUCGGGCAAGUGGAAAGUUUGAGCUGCUGGACCGGAUUCUGCCCAAGUUACAGGCUGGGGGGCAUAGGAUUUUAAUGUUCUCUCAGAUGACUAAGGUAAUGGAUUUGCUAGAGGAUUACCUUCGGUCGGUCGGCAUGCUUUAUCUGCGUCUGGACGGCAUGACCAAAACAGAUGAACGAGGCCGCCUGUUACAGAUGUACAACGCUCUGGACUCGCCGUAUUUUAUCUUCCUGCUGAGCACGCGGGCGGGCGGCCUUGGACUGAACCUGCAAACGGCGGAUACGGUGAUUUUAUUUGAUUCCGAUUGGAAUCCGCAGAUGGACCAGCAGGCGGAGGAUCGGGCGCACAGGAUCGGGCAGAAGCGGGAGGUUCGGGUGUUUGUGCUUGUGAGCGUGGGGUCUAUAGAGGAGGAGAUUUUAGAGAGGGCGAAAAGCAAGAUGGGGAUCGAUGCGAAGGUGAUUCAGGCGGGGAUGUUCAACACCACGUCGACGGCCCAGGAGAGGAGAGAGCUGCUGGAGCAGAUUAUGAAGCGAGGGAAGAUCCCGGAUCUGGCCCCAGAUUUGCCAGAUGAGAGUGAGACGAAUCGGCUGAUUUCGAGGACGGAGGAGGAGUUUGAGAUGUUUGAGCGAAUGGAUGAGAUGCGGAGGCGGCAGUUUGGGGCGGCGCGGCUUGGACUGAUGGAAAGAGACGAGGUGCCGGAUGAUGGUACCGGUGCUGGUGGUGACUAUUCCGAUCGUGCCUAUAGAGAAGGCAGCAGCGGCCGAUUUGGGCACAGCAGUGGGGUGUUUGGUGCUGCAGGGGCAGGAGGGGGAGGAAGAGGAGUAGGAGGAGGUGACUAUAACGAGGGGGAAGGGGGGUUCAUGGAUGCUCCCGAGGGGAAUGAUGAGAGCGAUGAAAUGGAGGGGGGUGUUGGGGCGGCAAAGUGGAAGGGAGUGCGAGGCUGCAUAGAGGAACCUGUUUGUGAUGAUUCUGUGGGGGAAGUGGGAGCAGUGGGUGGUUUUGAUGGUGGUUCGGCGGGUGGUUCGGUGGGUGGUUCGGCGGGUGGUUCGGCGGGUGGUUUGAUGGGUGGCUUAAUGGGUGGUUCGGUGGGUGGUUCGGCGGGUGCAAAGUGGAAGAGAGCACGAGGCUGCCUAGAGGAGCCCGUGUGUGAUGAUUCUGAGGGGGCGAUGGGUGGUUCGGUGGCUGGUUUGUUGGGUGGUUCUGUAGGUCGUUCGGUGGGUAGUUCGGUGGGUAGUUCGGUGGGUUCUUCAGUGGGUGCUGCGGUGGGUGGUUCAGUGGGUGACAUAGGUGGUUCGUCGCUUGCAGUUUCAUCUGCGGUUAAAGGCGAAGAGGCAGAGCAGGAGGGCAACGAAAGCAACGGCAACGAAAACGAUGAGGGGGAGGGAGAGGAGAGAGUGGGGAGUGGCAAGCAGCAGCAGCAGCAGCAGCAGUUGCUGUACGAGUGUCUGUGGGAGGACAGGAAACUGGAGGAGGCAGCGGCGGCAUCGGGGACGUAUCAACUGCUGCGAUUGGAGAUGAGGAGAAUGAAGAAGAACCCGCGGCUGACCGACAGAGAGUUUGUGCGGCAGAUCAAGCAGCUGUGUGUGAUGAUAGAGGAGCAUAUAGGAGAGCUCACGGGUCGCUUUGAACUCAACCAUGGCGCAUAUUUCCGAGACCCGCGCAUCCUCGCUGUCAUCUCACUUCCUGGCAAACACAGAGCCCAUUCCCAGUGUCUCCCCUUUCUUCUGUGUCCCUUGCGCUCCCCUUCUGUCCUGCAGAUCAAGCAACUGUGUGUGAUGAUAGAGGAGCAUAUAGGCGAACUGACGGGUCGCUUCGACCUCAACCACGGGGCCUAUUUCAGAGACCCGCGCAUCCUCGCUGUCAUCGCGCAUUUCCUGCAGCACUGGGCUCUCCCUGAUUGA
Closterium sp. Naga37s-1 is the source of this 5421-nucleotide messenger RNA. The record is from the annotation of a GenBank genome assembly. Lineage: Eukaryota; Viridiplantae; Streptophyta; Zygnematophyceae; Desmidiales; Closteriaceae.